Molecule: messenger RNA, 2215 nt
Organism: Bufo bufo (common toad)
Lineage: Eukaryota; Metazoa; Chordata; Amphibia; Anura; Bufonidae
Gene: CRISPLD2
Product: cysteine rich secretory protein LCCL domain containing 2
Exons: 15
Coding region: 272-1759 (495 amino acids)
Cellular component (GO): extracellular region
Source: RefSeq, a predicted model, not a curated record
GUUAUCUCAUGGCCGGAGCAGCAGAAUCUUCUUGACACCUAUGUCUUCAUUUCGUCAGAGGGGGAAAAGUUGCCAAGAACAUUGACUUCCAGGAUAUGAGCAGACGUCCCACAGUAUAAAUAGGAGGGAGCCCUGAGCCCUGGAGCCAGAGCUGAGGAGGCAGCUGAGAUCCCUGGAGCCAGAGCUGAGCACAAGUACAACCCCCAUCCUCUGUGUGGAACAGACAGACUUGACCUUUCCCAGCACCUCCUGCCCGCUCCUCCUCCUCAUCAUGAGUCUGUGGGUCCUGGCGCUCGGCGCCCUCCUGCUGGUGGAGCAGUGUCACUGCAUGUUCCUGGCUAAUAACACCUUCCUGGAGAACCUCCUGAGCCGAUACCAGGACGGCGCCGCGCACUCCAGGAGCCGAAGAGCCAUAGCCCGGUCCGAUAAGGAGGAAAUACUGCAACUGCACAACAAGCUGCGAGGACAAGUACACCCAUCAGCCUCCAACAUGGAGUACAUGACGUGGGACGAUGAGCUGGAGAGGUCAUCAGAAGCCUGGGCGCAGCAGUGCAUGUGGGAGCAUGGACCUAGCAACCUGAUCAUGUCCAUCGGACAGAACCUGGCGGUGCACUGGGGCAGGUAUCGAUCGCCAGCAUUUCACGUCCAGUCCUGGUACGACGAGGUGAAAGACUACACAUAUCCGUAUCCCCAUGAGUGUAACCCCUACUGUCCAGAGCGGUGUGCCGGACCCAUGUGCACCCAUUACACCCAGAUUGUCUGGGCCACAACCACUAAAGUGGGCUGCGCGGUGAACAUCUGCAAGAGGAUGAACGUGUGGGGAGAGAUCUGGGAGAACGCCGUCUACCUCGUCUGCAACUAUUCCCCAAAGGGGAACUGGAUUGGUGAAGCCCCUUAUAAGAAUGGCCGGCCAUGCUCCGAGUGCCCACCCAGCUAUGGAGGCAACUGCAAAAAUAACCUCUGCUACAAAGGUGACAAGCGCGCUGGAGCGGCAGAGACUUAUGAGACCAAUGAGAUCGAAUCUCCUCGUGUCCCUGAAGAGACGGUGAUCUGGGUGCAUGAAAAGAUCAACAAGCCAAAAGUUGUGCCAAAAACAACGCAGCCGGAGAACCUAAUGACCCAAGUCAUCAAAUGUGAGACAAGGAUGAGGGAUAAGUGUAAAGCAUCCACCUGCAACAGGUAUUUCUGUCCGGCCGGCUGUGCAAACAAGAAGGUGAAGGUCUUUGGGACCCUGUUCUAUGAGAGCAUGUCCAGCCUGUGCAGAGCGGCCAUACAUUAUGGGGUCAUUGACAACAGUGGCGGUCUGGUGGACAUCACCCGGAAGGGGCGGCUGCAGUUCUUUGUCAAGUCCACCAGGAACGGUGUGGAGUCACUGAGUAAAUUCAAACCUGGAAAUUCAUUCAUGGUGUCAAAAGUGACAGUGCAGACAAUUGAUUGUUACUCCACGGUGGCGGAGAUCUGUCCGUACGAGAAGCCGGCGAAGCACUGUCCCAGGUUCUCCUGCCCCAGCCACUGUAAGGAUGAGCCCUCGCACUGGGCGCCCGUCAUCGGCUCGAAUAUUUAUGCAGAUACGUCCAGCAUUUGUCGGACGGCCGUUCACGCCGGUGUCAUUAAAGAUGAGUCCGGGGGAUACGUGGAUGUGAUGCCCGUGGACAGGAAAAAUCAUUAUUUGGGCUCCAAUAAAAACGGGAUCCACUCAGAGAGCAUUAAGAACCGCAAAGAAGGUAAAUCUUUCCGCAUUUUUGCCGUGAAGCAAUAAUAGGGAAUUUAAUGGCGGGAUCUUCACGAACUUUGAGGAGGCCGAACAUCCCCCAUCUCGUCUGACUUCUGGAAUCGGGUCACCUCACAUCUAUCUCCGGAAUGACAUCACCAUAUUCAGCCCUGAGGGGUCAUACGGCGGCCGGACCUGGAUUCCAGGUCAUUAUAGGACAGUGCGUCCACCGGAGCCCCUCCCACAACUCUGUGGCGACCACUCCGCGUCCUCCGCCAUUCGAUAAAGAACUUAAAGCCAAAUAUUGGGCAGGGGUGGGGGACUGGCGGGCGUGUCCCCUGGUUGUUGUACAUUUUCACCUUUUGUAUUGUGUCUUGUAUACAGCAGUGCUGGUUAUUUUAUAUUUGGGGUAAUAUUCGCCCUCUGUAUAUAUAUAUAUAUUCUUAUCUAUGUAUGUGCUGUGGAUAACGUCAGGAUGGAUGAAGGGGCCGCGCAGGGUUAACU